Messenger RNA from Capsicum annuum, 2137 nucleotides. RefSeq names its product eukaryotic translation initiation factor 4B2. Gene Ontology annotation, molecular function: translation initiation factor activity; mRNA binding. The coding region runs from base 83 to 1795 and encodes 570 amino acids. NCBI's taxonomy places the organism in Eukaryota, Viridiplantae, Streptophyta, Magnoliopsida, Solanales, Solanaceae. The transcript has 3 exons. The record is from RefSeq and is a predicted model, not a curated record.
UGUGUGUGUGUGUGCAAUUUUGAGGGAAAAAAAAAAGAAAGAAUCUCAUUUUUGGAAAUCAAUUCAUUUGCUCUCUUCGAAAAUGUCGAAAUCUCCAUGGGGAAAUAUCGGCGCUUGGGCCGCCGAAGCCGAAAGGGCGGAAGCGGAGGAAAAGGAACAAGCCGCUGCCGAAGCAGCUGCUGCUGCUGCGGCUGCGCGUCCCGGCGGCGCCGGCAAUAACACCCAGAGUUUCCCUAGCCUUAAAGAAGCCGUCAACACGAAGCAGAAGAAGAAAACCAAAAUGAGCUUGCAAGAGUUCACGAUGCAGAGCAGCUAUGCCCAUACCGGAGGCUCCGGCUCCGGAUCUACUAGCCGUUUAACUCCAGAGGAGAUGCUCCGCCUUCCUACCGGCCCGAAGGAACGAUCCGCGGAAGAAAUGCAAUAUGGUCGGCUAGGUGGUGGGUUUUCUAACUAUGGGUCCCGUAGUAUGGGCCCACCGCCGGGUCGAGGCCGAGAUCGUGAGGGUGAUGGUGACGGUUCGUGGGGUAGCAAUCGGAGGUCGUAUGGUGGAUUUGAUGAUGAUCGAAGGGGCCCACCAUCUAGGGGUUCCGAGUUUGAUCAACCGUCUAGAGCUGAUGAGGCGGAUAAUUGGGGUUCAAUGAAGAAAUCAUUACCCAUGCAAUCAAUGGAUUCCCGUUCGAAUCGGUACGGUUCUCUUGGAACCGGAGGAGGUGGAAUAUCUAGGGCUGACGGGGAUGACAAUUGGGGUUCUUCCAAAAUGACCAAUGCUGCCCCACCACCACCACCACAAGGGAGCAGAUCUUGGUUCCCUGAUUCGAGGCCUGAACCAGAGCGUUGGUUUCGUGAGGUGAAUCACGAAAGGCAGAGAUUGGUUCUGGAUCCGCCAAAGGUGGAGAUGGGAAAUGAAAAUGUGAACGAGAUUGUGGUGAAAGUGAACAAGCCUAAUCCAUUUGGGGCUGCAAGGCCACGGGAGGAGGUAUUGGCGGAGAAGGGAUUGGACUGGAAAAAACUGGAUAAGGAAAUUGAGGUGAAGAAGGCAAUUGGAAGUAGGCCAACGAGCUCGCAAUCAAGUAGGCCUGGGAGUUCACACUCGGCCCGUUCUGAAGGCACAGCAUUGCAGGGUGGAAUGGUUGAAGGUGUUGGAGUUAAACCUAAGCCAAAGGUUAAUCCUUUUGGAGAUGCAAAACCUAGGGAAGUUUUGCUUGAAGAAAAAGGUUUAGAUUGGAGAAAGAUUGAUUUGGAUUUGGAGCAUCGACGUGUUGACAGACCAGACACAGAGGAGGAAAAGAAUCUGAAAGAAGAAAUAGAGCAUCUCAGAAAGGAAGCUACACAGUGCUCGGAGGAGGACAAGACUAAUUUACAGAAUGUGAUUAAUCAGAAAGAGAGGGACUUGGAACUGCUGAUUCGUGAUUUGGAUGACAAAAUUCGUUUCAGUCAGAAACCCCUCCAAAGGCCAGGCUCUGGGUCAGGCAGGGGUGCUGGACAUCCUGAUAGGAGCCUUUCUCAGCCAGCAUCUUAUGAGGAUCGUAGAGCUGGUGAUCAGAUGGACAGGCCUAGAUCACGCAGUGGAGGAGAUGCAUGGGCAAGGCCAAGUGACCAAAUGGAGAGACCUCGAUCACGUGGUGGUGUAGAUGCAUGGGCCAGGUCAAAUGAACAUGUGGAGAGGCCUCAAUCACGCGGGGGUGGAGAUGCAUGGACAAGGCCAGGUGAUGAGAGAAGAUCUUUCCAAGGAGGUAGAGGAGGAUAUUUUGGCAGCCGGGACUCUGAUAGGACAAGAUCCGGGGACAGAUGGUGAUCUUCAAGUACUGUGGAUUCUUUGGCUUCUCUCGCCUGCUUUUUUCGUCCUCUGACAAAUUAGAACAGAAAUAAUAUAUUUCGACUUCCAUCUUUUUUGGCUUUUAGUUUUGCUGCAAGGCUGAUGCUAGGAUUACUGAAUGGAUACGUGCAUUUUUGCAGUGGUUAAUUGUCUCGUCUUGAAGUUGUGUAAAAGUGCAUUUUUCCUCCAAUUCUCUUUGGAGGCAGGUUACCUUUUUUUUUUAAUUGCUUCAAACGACUAAUGUAAUGUGCAAUUGUGAUCAUACUUUGGGUUCUCUUUUUUUAUCUUUAUCCUUUUAGUUAGGGAGAUUCCUUUUAAAAA